Klebsormidium nitens is the source of this 2735-nucleotide messenger RNA. NCBI's taxonomy places the organism in Eukaryota, Viridiplantae, Streptophyta, Klebsormidiophyceae, Klebsormidiales, Klebsormidiaceae. The record is from the annotation of a GenBank genome assembly.
GCGAGAAGAACGUUUUAUCGUCCAGUGGGUCUUUGCUGCUGAGCGCCCCAAUAGUACUGCGGCGCUUCAGUGACAUUGGCGUCAGAAGGUGACGAACGGAAAGGUCAAGCACUUUUAUGGCGUCUUUGUUCAGGCUUCUGCACUCUUGAUCCGGCUGAGACAAUUGAAGUGGUGCAACUUGCAGACUGGGUUGGCCUUCAGAAAGAAACAGAGUUGGUCAAGCAAGUCAUAGCUCGAAUCCUUCCCGUUGUCAGUUGGUCAGAAACCUAGCAGAAGCAAAGCACUGGACUGCAUGACCAGCAUUUUCCGGCCCGCUUGUAAACACAGCUUGACUGUGCCAGAUGUGAACACACCUGGCCUGAGCAGGCCACACUCAUGCAAGCAUCGCUCACAACAUCUCAGACCUGCAGACAGGCUCUCACAGCUUGGCUUCAAAGACUUGUGAUCCUGUGCGCAGCAAUAUUCAGGGCCCUAGUUCCCACCCUGUUCCCUCCAAUGGACGUUCCCCCCGCCCUGAAACGUAUGGCUGGGGGAUCUCGCUCCUUCUCUGAUUUUCCCCAACACCUCCAGCUGGCGAUCCUUGCACCGCCCUUCAAAGUGAGCGACCGCCUGCGUCAGCGGCGGGUCUCCCGGGAGAUGCGUGACAUCAUCGACAGCGCCUGCUUCUACGUCAUCUGGGGCCAAACCGACUUUUCCCCAUCGGAGAGGGAGGCCCCAAUCAGCAGAGCCACAUUUCGAGCAGUGAUCAGGUAUCUCUGUGACUGUGCAAAUCAAGUCAAUGGGCAGAGGGGGAGUGCCGCAGAAGCUGACCCUGGCUACCGUCGCUUUCAGCUGGGCCUUUCAGCAAAAAGAAGAGCUGGGGAGGAGGAUUUGUCCCCGGCUAGAAGGCUGGUGGGCCGCUUUGCUGAAAUUUCCAAUGCCCAAUGCAGCGCAGACAAGCUCCCAAUCAGCUUCCAAGACAAGCCUGAGAUGGUUCUGAACGUGUCCGGUCUGCAGAACACGCUCUGGUUCGACGACCUCUUUGAUGCAACGGGCAAGCUGUCGGAGUUCUGGGCGCUUAAUCUAGUGGCCAAUGGGUGGGAGGGCAAAACCGGGAUGUAUUCCCUGAGCCACUUCCUGUACCGCCGGGUGCAAUCCGUGCGGGCCGAGUGCCUGGUAGUCGAAAAGGAGAGCGACUGGGAACCGGUUCUAGAACGGGUACGGGGCAUCGGAGAGGCGAUGUCGCGGCUCAGUGUCCUGUCGUUGCGGACGGGGGAAGGGCGGGUGGUAGCCUGGCGGCGGGCGGAGCAACUAGGGGAGGCGCUCCGGCGGAGCCAGACCAUAACGUCGGUGACGAUUGAGAAUCUGGACGUCCAAAACUCAGCGGUUUUGGACCCCAUCCUGAGGGGCUUGGCUGGCAUCCCGACCCUUGAACGGCUGAGGUUGUGCCACGUGGCACCUCCAGGGGUGCCGGCGGCGGCGGCGCUUGGGGCCAUCGUACCUUUCAUGGCGGACGCACGCGAAAAGCUGACGCAGCUGGAGCUGUCCGGAGUCGACUUGGAGUACCCGUCGGUUCUCGACUCGCUCUUUGAAGGGUUAGCCAGGAACCAGACUCUGAGGGUUUUGAAGCUCCCAGCAGUAGUCAGGGCUGAGAAGAUGGCUCCCCGCACUGCUGUGCGCCUUUUGGAGCCAAACCUCGGGUUGGAGACCCUCGACCUGCAAACCGCCCACCUGAACCCGGCCGCGACCUGCCUUCUGGCGGCGUAUUUGGCCCUUAACCCGAGCCUGCUAACCCUCAGCGUCACCAUCGCGCUUGACGACAGCGUGCCUCUCUUGCUUCUCUCUGCCGGGCUGAACAAAAACAGAAGAUUGAGGAAACUGAACCUGGCGGUUUGCAUUAGGAGUGGGGCGACACGUGAGGGGUACCAGGCACUGGUUAGGCUCAAAGAGGAGAAUGGAGCGCGAGCACAGCUGUCGUGCUGCCCACUCCAGCUGUCUUCGAGCGCGCUGUGCCCACACAAUGCAGAUUUCGAGCGCCUCUGCCGGCCGCCGGGCCCUUUCUCCCUCGCUCGGCUCCAGAGCUUCGACGUCCCCCGGUCGACUCCGCCGGGCAGGCCUGCGCUCGAGCAGCUCCUGGCCCUGAAGGAGGACUGGAUUACCCAGCGACUGGACCGGGAGAUCGAUGAAGCGAUGACGGCCAGCCGCGGCUUCUUGCCCCCAGCUAAGCGAGAACGCGCGCGCGCCGAAGGACGAUCGAGGCGCGCACUCACUUUCGUCAAGGUCUUCGAGCUGCUGAAGGACGGGUGCCCCGAGUUCGAGGGUCUCGCGCUGCACGAGCGGCCGGUCUGGGCGUGUGGGGGCGAGGGUUUGGUCCUAAGCCUGCGAGUGACCUGAAAAGAAGAAGUCACGACUGUUGUAGGUGUUCCGCACAUUUGACAGUCUGUAUAUAAGCAGUUUCGCAGCGUCGAGGCUAAUGUUUCUCGAGAGAUGUGGGGCUUCCUGAAAACAGUGUAGCAAAUCAUAGGCCGAUUGCCCUCUUUUAACGGAUCCGUGCAAGACAACUCUUUACAAAGGACAGCAUAAGUGGUCCUCGUCCUUGCCAAUCUUAUGUCACCUUUAGUAGGCUUUCUCAGUUACGUAGAGUGUACAAUUUGACUACGAUCGGGGACCCGCUGCCAUUAUUGAGAGCAGCAGAGUGUAAAGGACCUGCACUUGUCGGAUCUUUUGUUGAACUGGUUAGUCAACCAUGAUACGAU